AUGCAAGUAGAAAUGGGGAAUUGUGUUUACAAACCUUUUACUGAAUAUGGUAUUGUAGAAAGCUAUGAAUUUCCUCCUUCAGUGCUAUCACAACGUAUGCUCAAAGCUGGUGAUGUAUUUAUCCUCAGAUAUCCAACCUUAACUCCAUCCUCCCCCACCCACUAUUCAAUUCUUAUCGAUAUCUGUGGUGAAUCUACAAAAGACAAUGUGAUUGGCCUAGAGUUGCAUCUUGUUUUAGAUCCAGAUAAUAACCAAAAGGUUGUUAGUUUUAUAGGAGGUCGUCGUUCAAGAAGUCUCCUAUUAUUUUCUCCGACCUUUAUUGGUAAAGCUCCAUCAACCGUCACAUUCAACCAAUCUGAUACCACCGGUGUUCAAAUGAAUGGAGAUAAUGCACAGUCCAUUGGUGCAUGGGCAGGUCAUCGAUUUUCAUAUUUCAUCAAACAAGAAUGCGAUGGUAACAAAGUUUGGGGACCUAUCACAAAUUGUCACAAAUAUGCCAGAUUCCUUGUCCAUGAACUUAGAUUACAGUGGCCUGAAGAAAUCAAGGUAUUUAAAGACUACCAAUGGUUGGAUAAUUGGUAUGUGAUGGCUCAGAGUCCAAUCACUAGGUUAGGUUUCCCAUGUUAA
Molecule: messenger RNA, 627 nt
Organism: Cavenderia fasciculata
Lineage: Eukaryota; Evosea; Eumycetozoa; Acytosteliales; Cavenderiaceae
Exons: 1
Coding region: 1-627 (208 amino acids)
Source: RefSeq, a predicted model, not a curated record